AUGUCUUCUAGCAGACCCCCUCUGACGGCCCAGGAGCUGGAGAUCCUCUCCACCAAGGCCAUUGCGGCCAAGGCCACCGCCUACUGUCCCUACUCCAAAUUCCGCGUCGGUGCAUGCGUCCUCACCGCGACGGGAGAGUUUGUCUCCGGUGCCAAUGUAGAGAAUGUCUCUUAUCCGGUUGGAACAUGUGCAGAGAGAGUAGCCUUUGGGACGGCUGUGGUCGCGGGUCAUAAGGACUUUAAGGCUGUUGCUGUGGCGUCGGAUAUCAAGCCGGGCGCUUCACCUUGCGGGAUGUGCCGACAAUUUAUGCGUGAAUUCACGACUCCCUCGUGCCCGGUGUACAUGUACGACGGCGAAGGCCAGUUUACCGUCAAGACGAUGGGUGAGCUUUUACCGGAUUCCUUUGGACCGGACGACUUGCUUCACUGA
Penicillium alfredii is the source of this 429-nucleotide messenger RNA. RefSeq names its product cytidine deaminase. Lineage: Eukaryota; Fungi; Ascomycota; Eurotiomycetes; Eurotiales; Aspergillaceae. The coding region runs from base 1 to 429 and encodes 142 amino acids. Gene Ontology annotation, molecular function: cytidine deaminase activity; zinc ion binding. Gene Ontology annotation, cellular component: cytosol. The record is from RefSeq and is a predicted model, not a curated record. The transcript has 5 exons.